Macadamia integrifolia is the source of this 949-nucleotide messenger RNA. RefSeq names its product zinc finger protein VAR3, chloroplastic-like. Gene Ontology annotation, molecular function: mRNA binding. Lineage: Eukaryota; Viridiplantae; Streptophyta; Magnoliopsida; Proteales; Proteaceae. The transcript is spliced from 4 exons. Gene Ontology annotation, cellular component: cytoplasm. The record is from RefSeq and is a predicted model, not a curated record. The coding region runs from base 107 to 463 and encodes 118 amino acids.
CCUUUCGAUGUGGUUCCAGAUGCAAUUUUAUGAACUUCGCUAGAAAUGUGCGAUGCCUAGAAUGCAAAGAAGAGGGACCUAAGAGAGUUGGUGUGAUGAUGUUGAAAUGAAGAAAGGGGACUGGACCUGCCCGCAAUGCAAUUUUAUGAACUUCGCUAGAAAUGUGCGAUGCCUAGAAUGCAAAGAAGAGGGACCUAAGAGAGUUGGUGUGGAUGAUGUUGAAAUGAAGAAAGGGGACUGGACCUGCCCUCAGUGCAGAUUCAUGAACUUUGCUCGCAAUACUAAGUGUCUGCGUUGCCAAGUGUCACGACCGAAAAGACAGCUAAACCCUGGGGAGUGGGAAUGCCCCUCCUGUGAUUUCUUGAAUUACCGAAAAAACAUGGUGUGCCUGAAAUGCAACUGUGGACGCCCCAAGGACUCGGCAAUGGAAUAUGAAGCACAUAUAUGGAAAAAGCCUCGUUGAGUGGUCUCUCAUGGUGACGCAUCUGGAUCCAUGUUUCAGAAGACGACGAUGAUGUUCUUCAAAAUCAUGACCUCCUUGGCCAAUUUUCAUCUACUUUGUGGCUAAAUCAAUGCCCAAGAAUUGAGUUUUUCUUCGAGAGAAAACAACACCAUCAAAGCUUUUAAGUGGCUGCCAAGAAUGCUGUUGUCAUAGGUUUUUUUUUUUAAUUUGUUUCUUUCUUCAAAGGUUAAAAUUUCAACAUAGCCUGAGCUUCUCCAUUAGUAGGCCAAUGUGCCUGCUGUUUUUAGUCAAAUCUUGAUAUUCUUCUAGUACAGGGAAAUUUUUUUGGUGGUAGCUAAUGUGGAACUUACAUUGUGUUUCUUUUGCGAGGGAUUGUUAUAAUGUAGUUAUAUUUUACUUUUGGUGCAAGGACACCCCACCCAAAAAAGAGGAUAAUGUAGCUAUAUUAUGAACAUGUAUGCAAGGCUUCCCACAUUGUGUUCUUAA